ACGUCAUGGACGAUAAACUCUACGUGGAAUUACACGUAUUCGAAUACGAAUCACUAUCAAAUUUCAUCGAACCCAUGACAGAUACUCCACCCACCAGCAUUUCUCCGUCUAAAUACUCCAGGUUAUCUCGGUUAACAAAAGAAGCAAUAAACACACCACCCGCAUCGAAGUCCACAAAACAAAAAACCGAUGAAACCACAACGGAACAUCAACCAAACAACGAUAUAAACGAAAAUCGACCAUCCGAACAUACCACCAACACUAAACAAUCGGCGAAUUCUUAUAGCAGAACUGGCAACCUCGACGAUUAA
Molecule: messenger RNA, 311 nt
Organism: Paraglomus brasilianum
Lineage: Eukaryota; Fungi; Glomeromycota; Glomeromycetes; Paraglomerales; Paraglomeraceae
Source: the annotation of a GenBank genome assembly